AUGCACCUACCAGUCAAUGCAGUCGCGUUGGUAACUGCCCUUUCCUCGAAUAUGCACUGUGGGACAAAACGAACCAAUAUCAAACAUGCUGCUCUAAUGCUCAAUUCCAAAGGCUUAUUCAACAAAAAUGGCGACCUUUACAUUGAAAUUCUAGUGGAUAACGUGGUUGCCUAUAAGACAAAAACUUGUCUCAAGAACUGGAAUCCAACCUGGAAUGAAACCGCUUCCGUUGUCGUAUCGCCUAAUUCAAAGAUUCGCAUUCGUGUAUUUAAUCAUUUUAAAUACCGUCCAGAUAUUCUAAUUGCUGCUGGGGGCAUAGACUUAUUUCGCUUGCUUGAGGAGUACAACGGCGUUCGGCCGUUGACUUUAGUAGUCUCAGAUUGUGAGCUCAAGCUUCCUCUCUCACGUGGAUCUGAACAUCGCGGAUCAGUUUUGCUCAUUUUUGACAAACUGAACAUUAGGAACGGCGAUCCACUUCACAGUCGAUUGCGGGCAAACGGAGACCCUCCUGCCAUCACAAACGGUCCAACCACUUCCUUUAACCUUCCAACAAAUUCGACCCAACGCCAAAGUUCAUCUUCAGCGAAUCUCCCAGACAGCGGUGCCUUAACUGCAAAUGGAAUUUCAAACUCUGCAGCCUCUUCCGCGGAUAUGGCUCGGUCAACAUCGAGCGUAUCCACAAUGACCAGCUCAAAUGGUCGGGCUCCACUCAGAACCUCAAAUCGAAGUUCACUGCGUUUGACACCAAUGGACGUCAUCGAAGACAGCUUCUGGCCGUCGCUUAUUGGCUCCCUCUUUGGACUUCAGCCUAUAUCUUCUAGCAGUUUGGCUGCUCGGCCGUUACCAAGCUCAUCAUCCAGUAGCGCGGACUCCAGCAGAGACAACCGUCUGACCCUUCCCGAUAGACAGCGUCCUCGGGCUGAUUGGACAGAAGCUGGAGAGUGGUGGAUAUUGGAUACCGGGAGCUCUUCACCCACUGCGUUACCCACCUCUGCCUCGACAUCCCCAUCCUCUGCCAAACACUCUAAAUUGACCUCCUACUUCAAACAGCAGACAUUUUCUGAUAGCCGGCCUCUACCUAUGGGCUGGGAACGUCGAAUCGAUCCGGCUUCUCAGCGCAUCUACUACGUGAAUCAUAUCAGUAAAAUAACCCAAUGGGAAGAUCCUCGGGAACGUGGCAUGGAUGAGACUCAACCAUUGCCUCGGGGCUGGGAGAAGCGCUACACGCCGCAAGGACAACGCUUUUUCAUCGAUCACAACACGCGCACAACAACUUUUAUCGACCCACGUACAGGGCAGCAUGCAGGGUCCCUCGGAAGUCUGGGCGUUCCGUUACAGUACGAACGCAAUUUCCGUGCCAAGUUGGACUACUUUCGCGCAUGCUGUGCGCACGCAAUGAUCGGCGGUCAGACAAAGAUCCUAGUUUCCCGAGACAAUUUGUUGGAGGAUUCAUUUCAACUUGUUUCUCAGAUGACUGCUACAAACUUACGUAGGCGUCUUUCCAUCACAUUCCUUCACGAGGAAGGCCUUGACUACGGAGGUGUGGCAAGAGAAUGGUUCUAUCGUCUUUCGCGCGAAAUUUUCAACCCCAUGUUUGGACUAUUUGAAUAUACCGGUAAAAACUAUGGUUUGCAAAUCAAUCCGGGAUCACAUGUCAAUCCAAACCAUCUUAGCUAUUUCCGGUUCGUCGGUCGGUUCAUCGGCAUGGCCCUUUUCCACGGCCGUUGCAUUGACGGAGGACUCACUCUGACAUUUUAUAAGCGGAUUCUUGGUCGCAAACUCACCUUAGAAGACCUGGGGCUCACAGACCAUGAGUAUUACCAGUCACUUGUUUUUAUCAGAGACAACAACAUUGACAAAUGCGAUUUGGAGCUGUACUUCGUUGCAAGCUACGACCUUUUAGGUGCUCUACAUGAGGAUGAACUUAUCGAAGGUGGCAAGAAUAUCAAAGUAACCGAGGCCAACAAGAUGGAAUACAUCAGCCUAAUGGUCGAUUGGCGUUUUUCUCGUGGAAUCAGCAAGCAAACUGAGGCAGUACACAAAGGCAUUCAUGAAGUACUGGAACCACAAUGGCUUCAACUAUUCGAUGAGCGUGAACUAGAACUCUUGUUAUCUGGAAUGCCGGAGAUUGAUGUGGCCGAUUGGGAGAAGAAUACUGUCUACCUGAAGUAUACCCGAUCAAGCAAACAGAUUGUCUGGUUCUGGAAAUCCGUUUGCACCAACAGUUCCACACAAUUCAAAGUCAAUUUUCAGACAAAAAAUCCGAUCGGUUUGGUUAUCUUCAAUAGUUACAACCUGAAGCAAAUAAAGCAAGCUGCUACUGCUUUCUCACUGGAUUCCCCCACCCCCAAAUCCACGUAUAACAUCGGUGGAGAAAAGGUCAGUCUUUGUCUUUCAUGGUUUGGGGGGAAGUUCUGUGUUUCCCCCGUCACUGUGGGACACGCUGCCGCUGAUGGCCCGUAUCUCAAGGAGGCCAUGGAAGAAGAGCUACGAAAUUCACAGGACGAAGACGCAGAAGCCUUCAAGCAUCUUCCUUGUGAUGUAGCAACAGAAGUUGAAGAUCUGUUGGAAGAUAUUCCUCAGGAAAAUCCGUAUGACGCCCUUCGAGCGGCCGUCGUAAGUAGGAAAGGGAAAUCAGAAGACAAGAUGCUACGGGAUCUAUUCACCACUGUCGAACUUGGGGACAGAUCGCCAUCACAAAUGCUUCGCCACAUGCGCAGUCUCCUCUGUGGUCUUAAGCUAGCGGUGGAAAUAAUGGCCCAACUAUUGCUUGACAAUCUCCCACCCUCCAUGUCCCACGUCAUCAACGCUUUCGUUGAUGACCACAGAUUAGAGCAGCUGGCCCAAAUGGCAGAUAAGAUACACGAAACAUACCCCAGUUGCCCCGCAAACUCCGUCUCCCGCCCUGCACCCACCACAGAUUCCGACCCGCUCCUUGCAUCUAUAUCGCACCUACAAGCCAAGUUUGACGCUUUGACCGAUCGCUUGCAACGGUUAGAGAUCAACAGGCAUCGACCACGUUCACGAUCCAGAUUGUUAUCUCGUGCCCGUCCCUCUUGGUGCUGGUAUCACCAAUCUUAUGGCCCAAAAGCACGCAAGUGUCAACGACCUUGUUCCUUCAAGCCGCCUUCAAGCCCUUGA
Messenger RNA from Opisthorchis viverrini, 3141 nucleotides. RefSeq lists its product as hypothetical. The transcript has 17 exons. NCBI's taxonomy places the organism in Eukaryota, Metazoa, Platyhelminthes, Trematoda, Opisthorchiida, Opisthorchiidae. Gene Ontology annotation, molecular function: protein binding; ubiquitin-protein transferase activity. The coding region runs from base 1 to 3141 and encodes 1046 amino acids. The record is from RefSeq and is a predicted model, not a curated record.